UCUCUAAUACGUUUCCUUCCAAGUUCUAUCGAUGGACAAGUUUGCAUAAAAUUUGAGAAAAGUAGUGUUGCACUGUAUCCUAUGUUGUAUGAAACAGAACUUACUUUGUUACCCACGUAUGUUUUGUACGUAUCCACUAGCAAGGCAGAGAGCAUUUGGAUAGCUUGCUCCUUGGGAGGGAAACUUUUUAAAGCUCUCUGAUACACCCAGAACGUAUCCAGAAGCACUUGAGUUCUAUUGUCUGGAUUCUUGUUAGAUAUGGGAUCAGAAGUGGCCGUUCCCAUCAAUUGCACUUUCGUUCGCAGAGAUUGCAAACAAAGAGUCAAUGCUUGACGAGACAAUUGCUCCCUUUCCGAAUCGCGUAAGUAUUUCCUGAAAAAAUAACAUAGUUCAUUUUCUCGUCGUAAUACGAACAUUUACAGUAAAACAUUUAUUUACUUGUCCGAUUCUGGCGUUUUCCCCAACUGUACGCUCAACUGCAUUAGCAUGCGGCCAUCGUUUGUUUCUUUGAGUACUUGCAUUAACAACGUGACGCACCGCGACAUGUGAAAUGCAAAACUCCCGGGUCUAUCUACUUCGCGAUUAGGUAUAUGCCACACGCCCUGGGAAGAUAGGAAGAUAAGCGAGAAUUAGUGCGAUGAUAAGAAACACGGGGAGGAGUCAGUCUUGUUAAUAUUUACAGUGCACUACAUAUUUGCAGUGCAAUUGCAAUAGAAUAGUGUAUAGUGCGCAACAUUUUUAAUAAUAAUAUUGUACAUUUUAACGUUGGAGUUAUGAAGAAAGCUGCUAACAACAUUGCUACGAUAUUUCUUUGUCUGGCAUGGUGCAGUAUUAGUAUAUACUUCAUCGUAAAUAAGUAUAAGGGCGUUAGUUUUCAAGAUCCCACAAGGUCUACCGACUCUUCGAGAAAAGUGAUAAUUGAUACGGACGCCGGUGCCGAUGAUGCUAUAGCCAUUCUUUUAAUUCUUAAAUCAAAAGGAUUCGAAGUGUUGGCGAUCACUUGUACAUAUGGAAAUACGUACGUGGACAAUGUGAUGAGAAAUGUACUGAAAACUUUGACGAUCGCAAACAGAGGCGAUAUACCGGUGUAUAAAGGGGCACAGAGGCCAUUCUUAAAUAAGUACAAAUCUGACGAUUCCUUCUUUGGCCCGGAUGGUUUUGGGAAUUUUAGUUUCACCGAGGCAAUUACUGCUCGCGUCGAUGAAAGUAAACACGCGGCUUUGGCGCUUUUGGACUUAACAAAAGCGCAUCCAGGUGAGAUAACACUUUUAUGCAUCGGCCCAUUAACGAAUGUUGCUUUAGCAAUGACGUUGGAUCCAUUGUUCGCUACUUACUUGGGGAAGCUUAUUAUACUAGGGUCCAGUGUCUCUGGAAACGGUAAUGUUUCACCCAAUGUAGAGUUCAAUUUUGGACAAGAUCCAGAGAGCAAUUCAAUUGUAUUGAAUCAUAGCGAUAUAGUCAGUAUUAUAUUCCCAUGGGAAACAGCUAAGAGCAGCAGCAUACGUAUGGAGUGGCGUACCAAUGUACUAGGGAAGCUAAACUCCACUAUCAUGAAUUUUCUGAACAAAGCAGAGCGACUGAGUAUGACGAAUAAUACCGAGUGGAUCUCAUCGGAUGCGAUGGCUGCGACGAUUAUGAUGUGGCCGGAAUCGAUAGAGGAGUCUACGGUGACCAAUGUAAGUCCUGUGACCGAUGGAACGGCUAGGGGGUCUGUACUUGUGGACUACGCACAUUCGACUGGCAAGCCAAACAAUUCGGAAAUCAUACAACGUUUCAACGUAACAGUUUUCCAAGAUGCGUUGCUUAAAUAUCUGUCCUAAAUUACUCAAUAAAUUCUGUCCAGCGCAAAGUAAAGUAAAAUGAAUAAAAAAGAAAUACAAUGCGUACUUACACUAAAGAAA
This is a messenger RNA of Megalopta genalis, 1901 nucleotides long. RefSeq lists its product as uncharacterized. NCBI's taxonomy places the organism in Eukaryota, Metazoa, Arthropoda, Insecta, Hymenoptera, Halictidae. The record is from RefSeq and is a predicted model, not a curated record. Gene Ontology annotation, molecular function: hydrolase activity, hydrolyzing N-glycosyl compounds.